UUGUAUCCUCUUCACCAGACCUCAUCGUCCGCCGCCUCGUUCACGGACGUCGGGACAGGCUCAGACAAAAAAGCGGGACAACAGGAAUCAAAUACUUCUCCGGCCCGACAACAGGAGCCGAGCCGAGUCGGAGGAGCCAACUCAGUCUCAAACUCCUGCUCACCCCAUCCGGCUAGUCGUCACGAGACCGACAGACUCGGCUCGAACUCAGGCUGCCUUAACUACACAAAAGGGCGUCGGCAUCCGCUCGUCAGCCCCGCCAUCCGACGCCUCCUUUGGCAGCACUUUAUGCCCUCCCUCCGGCGGCUUCACCAACUUACCCAACUGACGUAUAACUGGCCGGCCGUCCAGCUCUCCGGAAACGGAGAGUUCGAGCCUGGGAGCUUUGAAUAA
Molecule: messenger RNA, 393 nt
Organism: Protopolystoma xenopodis
Lineage: Eukaryota; Metazoa; Platyhelminthes; Monogenea; Polystomatidea; Polystomatidae
Source: the annotation of a GenBank genome assembly